Hansenula anomala is the source of this 405-nucleotide messenger RNA. RefSeq lists its product as uncharacterized. Lineage: Eukaryota; Fungi; Ascomycota; Saccharomycetes; Phaffomycetales; Wickerhamomycetaceae. The transcript has a single exon. The annotation marks the transcript as partial. The record is from RefSeq and is a predicted model, not a curated record.
GGUUCAGUCACUACCUCAAGUGGUGCAGGUUCAGGUGCUACAUCAGUUACUUGGACUGACUCCAAUGGUGAAACCCAUACUGGUAUUGUUACGGAACAGCCAACUACUGGUUCUGAUGGUGUCGUUGGUACUGCUACAACUACUAUUCCUAUUACUACCUCAAGUGGUGCAGGCUCAGGUGCUACAUCAGUUACUUGGACUGACUCCAAUGGUGAAACCCAUACUGGUAUUGUUACGGAACAGCCAACUACUGGUUCUGAUGGUGUCGUUGGUACUGCUACAACUACUAUUCCUAUUACUACCUCAAGUGGUGCAGGCUCAGGUGCUACAUCAGUUACUUGGACUGACUCCAAUGGUGAAACCCACACUGGUAUUGUUACGGAACGAGCCAACUACUGGUUCUGA